CCGGGAGCCCCCUAAAUCGGUGCACAAUAGUCGGGCCGGAGGGGGUGAGGGCUGAGCACCAUGUUGCACUGCGCGGGACCCCACACCGGUAAACUUGUGAAACAGGUGGCCGCCUGCUGCCUGCUGCUGCCCCGCUUCCUGCUCACGGCGCUGAUGCUGUGGCUGCUGGAUUUCCAGUGUAUCAGGAGGAGGGUCCUGCUGACCGCCAGGGAGGAGAGCACCGCCGAGCACGAAGACCCCCCGCUGUGCGUGUCCGACUCCAACCGAAUGUGCACCGUGGAGUCGCUGCGAGCCGUGUGGCACGGGCAGAAGCUGGACUACUUCAAGUCGGCGCACCUGGGCUGCUCGGCGCCCAACACGGAGGUGGUGAUGCUGGAAGGGCGCAGGCUGUGCAAGAUCCUGGACUUCUCCCAGGGCAAGAGACCGCUGGUUGUCAAUUUCGGCAGCUGCACCUGACCCCCGUUCAUGGCUCGCCUGCAAGCCUAUCGCCGCCUGGCAGCCCAGCACGUUGGCAUCGCGGAUUUCCUGCUGGUGUACAUAGAAGAAGCGCACCCGUCAGACGGCUGGCUCAGCACCGACGCCUCCUACCAAAUCCCCCAGCACCAGUGCCUGCAGGACCGCCUGGCCGCGGCUCAGCUCAUGCUCCAAGGGGCGCCCGGCUGCCGGGUGGUGGUGGACACCAUGGACAACUCCUCCAACGCCGCCUACGGUGCCUACUUUGAGAGACUUUACAUCGUCCUGGAGGGCAAAGUGGUGUACCAGGGGGGUCGGGGGCCGGAGGGCUACAAGAUCUCUGAACUGAGGAUGUGGCUGGAGCAGUACCAGCAGGGCUUGAUGGGGACCAAGGGCAGCGGCCAAGUGGUCAUUCAAGUGUAAUUGUCAUCAGCAGCAGCAGCAGCACCGAGGCAACGGGACACAAUAACCACCACCAGCAGCAGCAGCAGCAGUAUUAUUACUAUUGUUAUUAUUAUUGUCAUUAUUAUAGAGGCAGGUGGAACCUGUUAGGUGAAGUGACUGAAAGUGCACAAAAAGUGCGACCAAACGACUCCUUUCUAUAAAUCCCAGUGCGACAAAUAGUAGUAAACUGCAACAAGGCAAAGGCAUCCCAUCUGCGCACCUCGGGCUCAAUCGCAACUUCCAACACGUUCAGUCCCCCCGACUCAUCAGGGAGUUGCCAUUGAACAAAUGCCGGAGGGUCGCGGCUCAGAUGUCAUUGCGAGAAUAAUAAGCUACAGUGGCUGUCUGUCUGUCCCCAGCUGUGUGUGCGACUAAGCCGCUGUGUGAAGUGGGGCGGGAGUACAAGGUGCGUGUGACUGGAGCCACCCACUCCGACUCUGCAGGUGUUUGCAAAUGACGACCGAUUUUGAAAUGGUCUCACGGCCAAAAACUCGUGUCCGACAUCAACCCCCUUCCUCAAACUACCUGCAGGCUCCGGUGUCGGGCUCCUCCAGUCCAGUAGAUUUAUUUAUGUGAUUUUUGUAAGCAGACUUUUAUAUAAAGGAUUUUUUACGAUUAAAAACAUGACCACAUAAAGGCGACUGUCUGUGUGUUGCACUGAUUGCCCUGAU
This is a messenger RNA of Xenopus laevis (African clawed frog), 1568 nucleotides long. RefSeq names its product deiodinase, iodothyronine, type 3 L homeolog (gene dio3.L). Gene Ontology annotation, biological process: thyroid hormone catabolic process; thyroid hormone metabolic process. Gene Ontology annotation, cellular component: plasma membrane; endosome membrane. The transcript has a single exon. The record is from RefSeq and is marked reviewed. NCBI's taxonomy places the organism in Eukaryota, Metazoa, Chordata, Amphibia, Anura, Pipidae. Gene Ontology annotation, molecular function: thyroxine 5'-deiodinase activity; thyroxine 5-deiodinase activity.